Molecule: messenger RNA, 1980 nt
Organism: Polypterus senegalus (gray bichir)
Lineage: Eukaryota; Metazoa; Chordata; Cladistia; Polypteriformes; Polypteridae
Product: protein eva-1 homolog C
Exons: 8
Coding region: 98-1342 (414 amino acids)
Molecular function (GO): carbohydrate binding
Source: RefSeq, a predicted model, not a curated record
GUCAUUGGCUCUUAGCUGCUGCUGGAAGCUGCUUUGGAUGACAAGGCUGUCAAAUAUUUGUUAUAUUUUGUUGCAUUUGUAAGCAUUGCUUUACACAAUGGCAGUUUUACGUAUUGUGGUGUGGUUGCCAAUCUCCUUCUUGUUCUUCUCUUCUAGAAUUCUCACAGCUCCCCAGUUUUCAGUUUAUUUACAGAAAAUUCUGAAGAAUCAGACUGCCCAUGCAUGUGACGGUGAACUUCUCUCAGUGACAUGUCCACACAAAACCAGCAUAAGUGUCCUGUCUGCCUUCUAUGGACGAAAAAUCCCCAGCGACUAUCUGUGUCCUACCAAUGGGGAUGUCAGCACGGAAAGCCGCAACUGCUCGUCAUUGAUAGCUAUCCAGAAAGUGCACGAUGAGUGCCAGGAUCAGCGUUCUUGUCAUCUGCUUGUCAACAGUCGUGUUUUUGGCAGUGACCCUUGUCCGUCCACCAGCAAAUAUCUUAUUGUUUCAUUUAAAUGCAAACCCGAAAACCAUCGGAGCAAGACCGUCUGUGAGAAUGGGAAACUGAGACUGGUUUGCAGGAAUCAGACAGUCCUGGCCAUUUAUUCUGCUACAUUUGGUCAUCUCCAUCAGCCAAAUCCCGAGUGCCCACAAGAUAACGCAUGGCCCGACAUAGACUGUCUUUCCUACACAACUCUCAAGAAAGUCUCUCGGAGGUGUCAUGGCAAACCUAAUUGCUCCCUGACUGCUGAUACUCAGACAUUUGGUGAUCCGUGCUACCCAGGACUGAGAAAACACCUGAGGGUGUCCUAUACGUGUGUACCAAGAAGCCUUCUGGAUGAAGCUGGACGAGAUGCACCAGAUCCCUUUUCUAUUUCCAAUUACAACCAUGGUGGCUGGUACACUGGUCCUGGAGUAAUCAGGCCUCAGCAGAACUGGGUGAUAUUUACCAGCACUUUGGCCAGCAUUAACCGAGUGUGGGGCCUCCCAGAAGCAGUGGCAUUGUACUUUGUUUCUGGGAUUUGUGCUGGCCUUGUCUUCCUUUUCUGUAUAUUUGGACUGAAGGCGACUCUGGUUCAAGAUGUAAAGAAUCUUUGCUCUGAUCUGAAUGGAAAGGUAAAAACAGUGAAUGAAGAGGAGCCCAAGCAAGAAGAAACAGAUGACUCUGAUGAUGAUGAUACAUCUUCUGAGUCAUCCUUCCGUCGACUGGCCCGGUCAUACCAUACUGCAGAAAAUGUCUUCAGCCCAGAGAUGACAGCAGAGAUAAUUGAGAGAGCUGAAGAAAAGAUUGAGAAUGAGAUUUGGGUGCAUAGAAAUUCUAGCCCUUAUGCCAUUCAUAAGAUCAGAAUAGCCACACAAUAACAGAGUGCUUAUAAAUGUUUCAGAAAAAAGAAAAUGAAAAUAGAAACUUUGUUUUUUGUACAUACUUAAUUUAGAAUAUGUUAAGAAAUAAGUUAUUGCAAUUGAUAAGUAGUAUCUAAGAACGUUAAUAUCUAACAUAAAAGUUAAUUCAAUUAAAUUACAGGUUCAAGUUAGAUAUAACAAUAUGAUAUUUAUUUUCAUCUUCGGUUUGUCCAGUGAAUCUCUCUUGUUACAUAAACAGUUUAAAGCCAAAUACUGCUACAUAGUUUAGUUUUUCCAUAUUCAACUGAUUUCCAUGCUGUGAUCAUUUUUAAUAACUCUAUAUAACAGAACAUCUAUUUUCAAACAUAAUAAGUGCUUGACAGAACCACCAUCACCAUGUUCAUUCAUAGUUGCUCAUCUUCUAUACAUCUCACCUAACUCACAAAUUCUCCUUCCAAACCCCUGUUCAUAUCACCUGAAACAAACCCAAGUUUAGGUGAAUUGCAACAUUAAGUAUGGUAAAGAGUUCUGAAACUGUUAGAAUUAUUUUUUUGUUUUGGUUUUGAUCUUUUUUCCUGGGAACAGUUUUACUUUACUUAGUUUAAUGUAAUCUGAAAAAUUACAAAAUAAAUUCAGAUCAUCCGUAAAUAACUAUC